This is a messenger RNA of Penicillium olsonii, 381 nucleotides long. The record is from the annotation of a GenBank genome assembly. NCBI's taxonomy places the organism in Eukaryota, Fungi, Ascomycota, Eurotiomycetes, Eurotiales, Aspergillaceae.
AUGGACCGUGCUCACCGUAUCGGCCAAAAGAAGGUCGUCAACGUCUACCGCCUGAUUACCAGAGGCACUCUGGAAGAGAAAAUUCUGAACCUACAAAGAUUCAAGAUCGACGUCGCUUCUACGGUAGUCAAUCAACAAAACGCCGGCCUAGGAACCAUGGACACAGACCAACUCCUGGAUCUCUUCAAUCUGGGCGAAACAGCAGACACAGCCGAGAAACUCGAUGCCACCGGCAACGAAGUCGACAUGGUCGACAUUGACGGCGAAGUCAAAGAAAAGGGCAAAAAGGGCUGGCUAGACGACCUAGGCGAGCUCUGGGACGAUCGCCAAUACCAGGAAGAGUACAACCUGGAUUCGUUCCUGGAAACCAUGAAGAAUUGA